CUUAUUUUCGGUUCCCCUUUACUCUCUCCCUCUCUUCCCAUAUCAAUCACUACCCAUCUACCUUCUUGAGUCUUCUACAAGGCUUACCACACUCGUUCACUCUUUACAUCUCAACGCGCCAUAUACAUUUGUAAUAAACACAAACUUCUAAUCACCGUCAAAUACUAUAAUCAACAUGCGCUUCUUUUCCAACAUUUUCGCUGGCGCGGCCCUUGUGUCUGCUACCCUUGGAUUGACCAUCGACUCUUACCCUUCCACUGUUGAGGUUGGCAAGAGCUACGACAUCAAAUACUCUCCGGCAGGCACCGCCGCAACGACAUUUAUCCUCCGAAAGGGUGACCCUAAGGCCCUGGGGACUAUUGGCACGCUGACUACGUCUGCCACUGGUGGUACCUUCAAGUGGACCGUUGACCCAUCCCUCGCGAAUGGUGACGACUACGCCCUUGAGGUUCAACAAGGCAAUGCCGACCCAAACUUCACCGGCCUGAUCAAGGUCAUUGGCAGCACUGCUUCGGCCAGCUCCUCUGCGGUCUCAUCUGUUUCAUCCACCACCUCUGCAUCUUCUGCCAAGUCGAGCGGCUCUACCCUCGCCACUUCUGCCUCUGCUUCGGUUUCCUCGUCUGCUGGCGGCAACAGCACUAUCUCCGUCCCAACGCUCUCUAGCACCGCUCACUCUAGCGGCUCUGCCUCUGCCACCGGUGCGAAAUCCACUAGUGGCAGCCCAACCACCGGGGGCGGUGCUCCACGGAACACCGGUGCAGCCUCGACUCUCGGCUCCAGCCCGCUGGCGCUCAUCUUCGGUGCCGUAGCAGCGAUGGCAUACCUCAACUAAAAAAAAAAUGCAUGUCUACUUUUAUCAACGAUGGAGUUUAGCAUUGGAUAGUGUGGAGUGUAUGAUGUUGAGUGAUUAGCUUUCUGAUGCAUGAAAUUGGGCAUGAAGCAUGAAAGUGGCUGGGAUGGUGUUGCAGCAUGGUGGGGUCUGAAAUGGGGAGGCGACAAUGUGUUGGUGCAGGGUUCUUCUUGUCUAGCGCAGACAGUCGCGCUUUGUACAGUUUGUCAUUCUAGUAGUGGACAAAAUUACACCUCGAGGUGCAAAGUCAAUAUAUUCGAUACCUGCCAAUUGAUGAGUCAGGUUCGAC
Lindgomyces ingoldianus is the source of this 1139-nucleotide messenger RNA. RefSeq lists its product as uncharacterized. The record is from RefSeq and is a predicted model, not a curated record. Lineage: Eukaryota; Fungi; Ascomycota; Dothideomycetes; Pleosporales; Lindgomycetaceae. The transcript is spliced from 2 exons. Bases 176 to 832 code for a protein of 218 amino acids.